Messenger RNA from Rattus norvegicus (Norway rat), 11267 nucleotides. It is a transcript of the gene Pign, whose product is annotated as phosphatidylinositol glycan anchor biosynthesis, class N. Gene Ontology annotation, biological process: GPI anchor biosynthetic process. Gene Ontology annotation, cellular component: endoplasmic reticulum membrane; membrane. Gene Ontology annotation, molecular function: transferase activity; mannose-ethanolamine phosphotransferase activity. NCBI's taxonomy places the organism in Eukaryota, Metazoa, Chordata, Mammalia, Rodentia, Muridae. The record is from RefSeq and is a predicted model, not a curated record.
UUGACCUCCAGUUGAACCAGCACCAUUUGCUGAAAAUGCUAUCUUUUUUCCAUUGGAUGGUUUUGGCUCCUUUGUCAAAAAUCAAGUGCCCAUAGGUGUGUGGGUUCAUUUCUGGGUCUUCAAUUCUAUUCCAUUGGUCUAUCUGUCUGUCUAGAGACUAUUUUUAAUAUUAAAAUAUUGUCAAGACUCUGGUCCUUCCUGAGUCUCUUGAGAAGGGAUCCUUUCUUGUUCCACAUAGCUUCUUUUGGUUGCCUGUAACCCUAGGUGUAUUUGCCUUAUAGAGGGAUCAUUCGAGACUGUUCUCACAUGGCAUUUCCCCAUGUGUUAAUACAUGCAUACAUAUGUGCGUGCGUGUGUGCAUGCCCAUGUGCGCACACUUUUGCAUAUUUCACAGUCUUAUUAAGGGUAGCAGACAUUGGAAUUAGGAUUAUUUCAAACCAGUAUUAGUUCAUUGCAGCUGUGUGUUAGUUAACUUUCCAUGACAGUAACAAAAUUCCUGAGAUAUACCAAGAAAGAGUAUUUUAUUUUGGCUCAUGGUUUUGGAGGUUUCACUCCAUGUCCAGUCAGCUCAAUUGGCCCUGUGAUGAGGAAGUAAUGUAUCCUGGCAGGCAGGGAGUGUUUGGUGGAUCAAGCUCCUUGCUUAGUGGCUUGUGAGCUUAAAGUGCUGCACUCCAGAGCUUCUUUAAGGGUGCUUGCCCAGUGAUCAAAACUUCCCUCUAGACCCUGCCUUUCAUUCUUUUUGUUGGAGACAGUCUCUCAUGUAGCCCAGGCAGUCUUUGAACUUGUAGUAUAGCCAACUUCAGCUUUGUGUUCCUGAUCCCCCUUGUCUGUGCCUCUUAAGUGUGUGAUGGCAGAUCUGUGCCAUUAUGCAUGGCCUAGGCCCUUAAAAGCCUUUACUACCUUCAAGCAGUGCCAAGUUAAGGACCCAAGCCUUUAGCACAUGGGCCUUUGGGAACACCUAAUACCUAAACUACAAUCUUCACAGACUCUAUUUACAGAUAAAAUUACUCUUCUGAGUACCAGAGGUUAGGACCUCAGUACAAGGUCUUGGGGUCAGUGUGACUCCCAGCAGAGGGCGAUAGCUCAAGGUUGUCAUCAAUUUAAGCCAUUGCCACGCAGUAAUCUGCAAUGCUUUUAACUACAUGAACACUUAACUAGUAUUUAUGGUUUGCCUGUUUUGUGCCAGACCCUGUAUUUGAUGCUGGAAAAUAAAUAGGGCCACCUUCCCUGGACUCGAAGCCCUGUGGAAACAGAAAAAUAGCAAAGCAAACAACUAGAACAGAAACCAACUGCACAGUAUGCUAACAACUAAUCGAUAUAGCAUGAGCGCAGAUUGUUUUUAGAAGAGCUCUUGCAGCGCUUCAAACCCUGUGGUAGAUGGAAAUUUAUAGCAACCGUGAUUAAGUAUGGUAAGGUAUUGUCAGGAAGAGGCUUUGUUUGUACCUCUGAGAGGAAUGUGAGACAGACAUGCCAGACAUGCAGGAUGUCAUCGCUCAGCUCGCUUUGGAAGCAGUGACAACCAGUGUGCCUACUCACAUGCAGUACACCCACAGACCCCUGUGCGCAGAAGUGCUACAGGUGGAUAUGAAACAUCAGAGUGUGGCAGUUGUACCCAGCUGAGGACUCAGCUUUCAAGGAGAGGAGAAGGCCUGGGCAAUAGCAGCUGACAGUCUCCAUGGGAAAAUAGUCUCAUAGGUAAUUGGAAGCCAGCAAGGUGUAUCCACUAGGAACCAGGCAGUAGACCCAUAGGGAGGGACAGGAGAAUCAGAGGUGGUAAUACAGAGGGACAGACUUCUGUUCCAAUGCAGCCACUGCAUUGAAAGGAGAAAGCACUUUUAUAUUGGUUUGGGUUAUUACUCCUGGAACGUCACUCUUUUCAGUAAAUGAGAGAAAUUUGCAUUUGAAAUGAAGCCUUCCUAAAUAUAUUUGUUUUAAUAAUGACUUGGGAAGACUUUUUCAUUUUAGCCAAUUGGGGAGAGGGGUGUGACCAUGUAUUUCUUUUAUUUGACCCACACAGCUGCCUCUCUCCUUCUUUUUUGAUUGUUUAAUACAGACUCCCAUUUUGCAGCCCUUUUGCCUCCUGCCGUGCCUCUCUGUCCUGAGUACUGCUAUUGCAGACUCUCAGCAUUGUCAUUCAGCUAGCCCAUCUAACUUACAUGUUCUUUUCUUUCUGAUUUUCUAGACUGAAAGAAGGUUGGUAGGCGUGUAUAUAUCUGUGUGUAUAUGUGUGUAUGUAUGUGCAAACAUGAGUGCAGAUACCCACAGAGUCCAGAAGAUGGUAUCAGAUCCCUUACAGCCGUAGUUCUAGGUGGCGCUGGGAACCACUAAUGUGGGUGUGGAAAUCAAACUUAGGUCCUCUAGAAGAGCUGCAAGUGCUCAUAACCACCGAGUCACCUUGCCAGCCAUUUCUUUCCUCUUUAAAGUGUGUGUGUGUGUGUGUGUGUGUGUGUGUGUGUGUGUGUUGUGUGUGUGUGCACUCAAGUGCUGUGGGAAAAUAUAGUGAGUGAGAUCAGAGGACAGCCUAUAGAAGUCAGUUCCGUCCUUCCACCAUAUGGGUUUUGGGAUUGGAACUCAGGUUGUCGGGCUUAGCAACAAAUACAAUUGUGCUGCUAAAUCAUCUUACUGGUUCUUUUAAAAAAGUAUAUAUCCACAUAUCAGAGAAAACGUGAUUUUUCAGUCAGACAUUCAAUAUAUUCUUAAGUUUCCUCCAUUUUUCUGCAAAUGGCAUGAUUUGUUUAUGGCUGAAUGGCACUCUGUUUUGUAUAUUAGCACAUUUUAUAUGUAAAUCAAUCAAUUGUGGACAGACAUUUAGGCUGAUUCCAUAAUUUGGCUGUUGUGAAUUAACAUGAAUGCAUUGGUAUUUGAGUUAUAUAUUCUGAUUCCUUCAGAUGAGUAACUCAGAGUAGAACUUCCUUCCUUCCUUUUUUUUUUUUUUUCUUGUUAUUUUUUAUGUGAGGAAUCUUCAUGCUGAUUCCUGUAGCUAGUCUACUGAACUUGAUUCCCACUAACCAUCCUCUCAUACCCCAUUCUCUGCAUCCUGGCCAGCAUUUAAUGUUUUAUGUUUUAAUGAUGCUAGCUUCUGACUAGAGUAACAAGGACUCUCAAUGCAGUUUUUGUUUUUAAGAUUUAUUUUUAACACUUCCUGUCUCCUCCAUCUCUGUCUCUGUCUCUGUCUGUCUCUGUCUGCCUGUCUCUCUGCCCCCCCCCUCCUCCUGUGUGUGUGUGUGCCAUAUAUAUGUAGGUGCCUACCUAAGAAUGCCAGAAGGGGGUGAUUAAAAAUACUAAUUAAAUAGAAGAAUAAAUAAAACUAAAAAGUUGUGGUUUUGUGAGUUUGUUUCUGGGUCCUCUGUUUUGUUCCACUGAUCUCCAUGCCUGCUGUUAUUCCACUUGUCUCCUGGUUUUGUUCCUGUGGCUCUCCAGUUCAGUUUGACAUUGGCUAUUGAGCUGUCUUCAGCACUGGUUCUCUUCUCUUCCUGCAUUGCCAACUCACACUCUUUCUUCUGUGUUGUGCAUCUGUGUGACUUGAACUCAGAGCCUCACGAAUGUCCCUCUGGGUUGUACCUCUGCCCUGCUCUGGGUGCUCCUCACACUGGUUCCAUCAAACCCAUUACACAAUGUAGUUUGCACUGGGCGUGGUCACUGUACCUUAGAGCUGCCAGCUACUCAGAAGGCUGAUGCAGAAAGAUUGCUUGAGCCCACAGGUUCAGAGCUGGUUUGUUAGGAUGCCCUGCCUCCUAAGAGCAACUGUCCAUCCGUCUGUCUGUGUACUCCAGUUUGUAUACACAGUUCAUUAGAUACAGUGUGUACCGCUUUUACAGCUGUCAUAAAACUUUUAUAACUUACUCAGAAUUGUCAUGGUUUUUUGAAUUAUUUGUUCUGAUUUAUGUACAACAAGGUGAAAACACUGGUUACAAGGUGAAUUAAGGUCUUAUUAGGGCUGGGGCUGGGGCUUCAUCAUGUAUGCUUGUCUAGCAUUUAUAGGCCAUGUCCAACUCCGAGUUCUGCAGAAAAUACCACAGAGAUCUUAGCAGUGAGUACGACAAGCACAGCUUGUCCAUUUUGUAUAAUGAUGGGAUUAUCAUAUUAGGUUUGUGGAAAUUAGAAUGGAAAUAAUUCCUCAUGGUAAAGAAUAGGAUUCAUUUUUCAGAAAACAAGAAAAAAUAACCCAUAUUUUCUGUUGAGAAGAGAUUGUAAAGAGAAGAAGCACUGUAGAUAGUUUUCUGCGAUGCAUUUUGUGAAAGGAAAACUUAUUAACACAGACUAUAGGUAAGAUAUAAAAUGAAUUUUUCCCGUGGCACAAAAGACUGAAUAGAAACACAGUGUUUCAGAACUGUAUUGGAGCAGACACUUGGAAGAUUAAGCCUAUGUCUAGAAGAGUGAAAAUGGCAGUAAGCAGAUUAGUCAUGUGUGCAUGUUCAGAACUUAUACUUUGUCCUCAGAAUAAUGGAUUUUAGGAUCUGGCCAGACCAAUAUCUUGCUGUGUAUUGAUAGCAGCCAUCAUGUAGGUGAAGCGUGGUUUUCUCAAUGGCGGAUGAAGUCAUCUUCCGAGUCUUUUAUUGUGGUGCUGUAUGGUGUAGAGAGCUGAACUUGAAUCCAGGCUUCUAAAUGCAAUAUUCUUUCAUCGUCCCUUCUGCCCCCAAUGAUAUACUGUUCAGUACUUUCACUUUAAGGAGUUGCUACUAGAUGUUUUAAUAAAUUUAAUGAACUUUAAGUAGUCUUUGGUCUCAUAUAUAUUUGUAAUCUAGUUAAUAAAAUAAUGUCAGUUCUGUGGCAUGCCUGGUCAGUUUAGAAUAUCAGUCUGUGAUUGCUUGUGUUCUGUGGUUUAUUUAAUUAUUUCUCUCCAGGUGGAAUAAUACUCCAGAAUAGUGUGAACAUAGUAUUUACCUUUAUUGGUUUUAAUUAUAUAUAUAUAUAUGCGUAUGUAUGUAUGUGUGUAUGUAUGGGUGCCCACAUUGGCCAGGGGUAACAGAAUCCCUUGCAGCUGGAGUUACAGAUUGUUGUGAGCCGGCUCAUGAAGGUGCUUGGGAACUGAACUGUCAAGUCCAGGUCUUCUGCAUAGAAGUAUGUGACCUUAACUGCUGAGUCAUCUCUUAAGUCCCUCAGUGUUUCUGAAAAGGUUUUUUCAUACAAUGUAUUUUGAUCACAGUUUCUCUUCCUGUUACCUAUAUUUAAGGAUAGACCUAGCAGUGGAUAGCCAACAAGAAACAAGCCCAGUGGUAUUGUUUAGACAUCUCAUAUUGCUUGUUUGGGUGUUUUUUGUGUAAUUGGUAUUUUGCUUAUUAUGGUUUCUAAUUUUUGUGUUUUUAUAGAUUUUGUUUUCUUUUAUGUAUGUGUUUCGUGUUUUUAAAAUUCUGGUUUGUUUAUUUUUGACUGUUUACUUGUUUGUUUUCUAAAGAGGGGAUAUAUAGACUCAGGUGAAUAUGAGUUAAAGAAUUUAAAAUUAAAAAAAAUAUUUUAUGUGUGUGGAUUUUUUAUGUCUCUUCCCUGCUUGAAUGCCCGAUGCCCACUGAGGUCAGAAGAGGGCAUCAGAUGCUCUGGAACUGGAGUUCCUGAUGGUUGUGAGCAACAGUUCAAGUGCUUAGAAUCAAACCCAGGUCCUUUUUGAAGACUAGUUGAUGCUUUCACCCAGCAAGUCCCCUCUGCAAUCCCUAAGAAGUCCUGUACCACCACAUGGUAGAAAUCUCGGUUUGCUUAUUUGAAGUGCUUCCAUGGAACCCAGUGUCUCAUGCAUGCAAGGUUGCUCUCUGAUUCUCAACAGCUGGACAUUUUAAGAAAAGCAAGAUCUUACAUAAAACAAGAAAAAUUUGAUGACGUAGUGUCCCUCUGUGAGGAGCUGAUUGAUCUGGCCCUGAGAGGAUUGUCCUAUUAUCACACUUACGACAGACUGUUUCUGGGUAUCAGUGUUGCAGUUGGGUUUGUGGGAUGGACAUCGUAUGCUUCCUUGUUAAUCAUCAAGUCUCAUUCUGAUAUCCCACGAGGCACUAGGAGGGAAGGGAAGAAGCCACACCAUCUUCUGCCCUGUAGCUUCAUAGUUGCUGGUGUCUUAGUAGCAUGCUUCCUGAUGAUCCAAGCCUGUCCCUGGACUUACUAUGUGUAUUGCUUGCUGCCGGUGCCAAUAUGGUAUGCAGUUCUAAAAGAACGUGAAGUUAUUCAAGCCCUGGUUGAGUCACUAUUGGCUUUUCCUCUGAGCCGUUUUGUCGCCUACUUGCUUGUCUUUACCCUGGGCAUUGAAGUACUGGUGCUCAGUUUUUUCUACCGCUACAUGUUGACAGCUGGACUGAUUGUGUUUGCAGGUUGGCCAUUUCUCACUCAGCUGUGGACCCGAGCAAAGAUCACCUGCCUGAGUUGGGCUUUCUUCUCUUUGCUUCUGGCAGUGUUCCCACUGAUGCCUGUUGUGGGUAGAAAGCCAGACCUUUCUCUAGUAAUGGGUGCCGGAUUGCUUGUUCUUCUGCUGUCGCUGGCUGUUCUAGCAACCCUCGUAAAAAGAAAACUUAAUUUGGUAAAGGACGAGCUGUUGGUACUUCUGUUACAGGUGCUGAGUACAGUGCUCUCUAUGUACGUUGUGUACAGUACCCACCACAGUCUGUUAAAGAAAGAAGGCCUGCCUCUUCUGAAUCAGAUUGUGAGCUGGGCAACGCUAGCCUCUUCUCUGGUGGUGCCUCUCCUGAGCCCCACAGCCCUCUGGCAGCGGCUGACCAGCAUACUUCUUUCCUUGAUGUCGACCUACUUGCUGCUAAGCACGGGGUAUGAAGCUCUCUUUCCGUUAGUGUUGUCCUGUUUGAUGUUUGUCUGGAUACACGUGGAACAAGAGACCCUUCAACAGUCUGGUGUUUCCUGUAAACAAAAGCUUGCCAGUAUCCAGUUCACCUACAAUACUGAUAUAACUCAGUUCCGACAGCUCUGUUUGGAUGACAUCCGUAGGGCCUUUUUCCUUGUUUUCUUUUUAUUAACUGCAUUUUUUGGAACUGGAAAUAUAGCUUCUAUUAACAGCUUUGACCUUGCCUCUGUGUAUUGCUUUCUGACUGUGUUUAGUCCUUUCAUGAUGGGAGCGCUCAUGAUGUGGAAGAUUUUAAUUCCUUUUGUUCUUGUGAUGUGUGCUUUUGAAGCAGUUCAGAUAACUACACAGCUGUCAUCAAAAGGCCUUUUUCUUGUCGUUCUUGUCAUAUCAGACAUCAUGGCUUUGCAUUUUUUCUUCUUGGUCAAGGAUUCUGGCAGCUGGCUUGAUAUUGGAACAAGCAUCAGCCACUAUGUGAUUGUCAUGUCCAUGACCAUCUUUCUGGUGUUUCUUAAUGGCCUGGCACAAUUGCUCACAACAAAGAAACUCCAACUGUGUGGCAAGCCCAAAAGCCAUCUCAUGUGAUGUUGGUGAAGCCGUCAGUCAGCAUCUGCAUUCUGUUUCUCCUUCUUAAAGAAAAGUCCCACCAAGGAUUCAAGAAAAUGGAUAUUGGACCAGCAAGAUGGCUCAGCUGGUAAAAGUGCUUGUUGCACAAACUGACAACCUGAGUUUGAUCCCUGAAACCCACACUGGAAGGAGAAAACAGACUUUCAAAGGCUCCAACUUUGGCCUCCGAGUACAUGCUGUGACACACAUAUACCAUGUACUUGCAUACAUGUCAUGCACAUAUAUAUCACACACAUACAUGUUAACACUGCAGUUUUAAGAGACGAUGGAUAAUAAUGCACAGUACGUUCUCUUCUAGAGAAUGUUGCAUCUGGCAUUCUGGAUUUACAGGUGUUCUGAAAUAAUAGAGCUUCCUGUUUCUUUUGGUUAACACAGAAUAAUGAAUUCCUUAUGACACUUCCAAGGGGCUUCUUUUCUCUUUGGGUAUUACAGGCUAGAAAUGAUACUGGUAUUAUAUGAUUUUUAUUGGUUUUUCUCUUGUUUGACAGCUUUUCCCAGUAAUGUUUGAGGGCACCUGCAGUCCUUUGCUCCUCACUAUCAUCUUCAUGUACCUGUGGGGGUGGUACUGAUGCUCUCCAAAGUCAUCCCCAAGUAUGGACUGAGGGAACCACAGGUUACAACACAAACCCCAGCGUUGGCUCACUUUUGUGGUAUCUGACUGCUGGAGUAUAUGAUGAGUAAGACAGGUGAGGCUGCAAUCUGGGAUUCACUGAGCCUCAAGGCCAAGCUGUCUGCCAUCUUUGCCAUUUCUGCUCCUGCAGUAUAUUGGCUUGUGCCUCUAAGCUUUCACCUUUACGUUUUGUCCAUUUCUGGAUUAUCUUCAAACUCUGGGGCACUCUGCAGCUUUCUUGGUUAUUGUUUCAGUAUCACUCCCCAAAUCAAAGGCUGUAGUUUCCUAACAGUAUCAUAAAGAUUCAAAUCAAAUUGCUACUCUUUUUUUUUUUAAUCUUUAUUAACUUGAGUAUUUCUUAUUUACAUUUCGAUUGUUAUUCCCCUUCCUGGUUUCCAGGCCAACAUCCUCAAAUUGCUACUCUUUUGUCUUGAUAUUCUAGCCAGACCAAAGGCCAGCCGUCCCAUUGGAUUGAGCAUUUUUCCCUUUGUAUAUUCCAGUGUAUGAAGCAAUUUGAAUAAUUUUUAUUUGGGUUUUCCAUAAAUUGACCAUACAGUAUAGAGUUGCCUAUAGAAUACUUGAAGUACUUGACUGAUAUUUUGCUGGUAUAUAUCCGAUUUAAAAGAUAGUUGCUUUUGAUUCGUUAUAUCAUUCUAGUCUACACUGAUGAACAAAAAGCUCUUUACAAGUUAUUAAAUUUUUCAAAUUGGUAGAUGAGGAAAUAUGUAUCUAGAAGAGUAAGCUCAGAUAAGCAAAAUAUACUUUAUUUUCUACUUAUAAGGCAGGAAACGCACUGUACUGCAUUUAACAAGAAGUACCAGUCCUAACACAGGCCUUACCAUCACUGUGGAGCAGUCUGUGUGGCAGCUCCAAGGAUCUGCUGCAGCAAUGCUCACAUGGGCAGAACCAGGACCCAGCUACCUUCCUAGACCCUCAGGUGGCUUCUGAUCCCACUGUAUGAACACUUACCAUUUAACUUGUACAAUUUAAUUUACAGUCCUCUUCUACAGUGGAAUCAGUGCAUUGUUAGGGGUUAAUUUUAAGUAAGUAAGUAAGUGUGUGUGUGUGUGUGUGUGUGUGUGUGUGUGUGUGUGUGUGUGUGUGAACAUGUGAGCACAGGUGUCCUCAGAGUCCAUAAGAGGGUAUUGGAUCCCUGAAGCUGUAGUUAACAGGUUGUGAGGUUGUGAGAUGCAUAACAUGGGUGCUAAGACCCAAACUCAGGUCCUCUGCAUGAAUAGUAUUUACUUUUUAAGUACUGAGACAUCUCUCCAACUUCAUAAUUAAUGUUUUCAGGCCAACAUCAGAAAAGGUCCUUGUAUUUUAAAUUGUGUUCUCCAAAGUACUUUCUGACCUCUGGGUUGCUGCUUCCAGUCUGUAGAAGGCACUGCUUCUGCACCUGUGGUGCUCCCUGCUGUGCUCAGCCUGACACAUUCGCUGGGGUUGUACCCUUCGUCUGGUACAGGGUUUCUCAUAACUUACAUUUUUACAUUGAAUAGCAGAAUUAAAUGAUAUUUAGGCAACAUUUUUAUUUUUUAAGGCAUUUUUUUCCAUUUUCUUAACAUUAUACUAGGUUUCAAAAUGAAAACCUAUGAGAUAUGCCAGUCAGCAUUGUUUAAAUUAGGAAGCGUUUUAGGGAAGUGGGCAUAAACUGGGCAUGGUGCCAGAUAUCUGUAAUUCCAGAACUAGGGAGGUUUAGCAGGAGUUCAUGAGUUGAAGGCCAUAGAAAAUUAGACAACAUCCUGUCCCUGCUUCUAAAACCCUGUGUUAAAAAGGAUUAAAGUAGGUAUCUCAAGGUGAAAAAAAUUAAAAUAUCGAAUGAAGAUGAAAAACAUACUGUUAUAUGAAUCAUGAAUGAAUCUUUGCUAUUGACUGUAAUGGUUAUAAUUUGCCAAUAAAUUCUUUGUAUUUUAUUAUUUAGUGUAUAAAGUCUUAGAACACAAAGUGCUUUCUUUCAUUAGAAAAUUUUGUUACAAGCCGGAUGUGGUGGCACAGGCCUGUCUUUAGUCUCAGAAGUUUAGAAAGCUGAAGAGGAGGAUCACACAUUCAGAGUCAGCAUAGACAACACAUGUUACGGGAGGCCCUAUGUUAGGUAACAGUGAUGGCUUAGGGGACUGUUGUAAUGGCUGUAUGUAAAGAGUGGUGUAACCUAAUUAUCAGGGAACUGAACUAGAAAGUGACUCAUUAGUUACAGUGUGGCUUCUCAAGAAGACUCAUUCCAGAUUUCAUGCUACUUACACAUCAGGCCUCCUCCCUGCCACCCCCUGCACGCUUACAUACUGUUAGCAGUCAGGGCUUCCUUUCUUCUUCCUUUUGAAAGUACUUCUAAUGCUAGUAGUUCAGCGGGCAGUGAAGUGCUGCACGGUCCUGCCUCUAGAGAGGGGCAGCAGCUAAGUGUUCCCUUCUCCUUGUGGGAGCCGAGUGAACCUUUAGACCCUUUAGAUGCCAUCUCAUCAGGAAGCUAGAGAGAAGGACAAUGCACCAACUCAGUAAUGGAGAGUUCCCAUGUCUCACUAGUGCUCAGGAGCCUUUAAGAGACCAAAGGUAACUUGGCCAGGGCUCUCCUUUCCUCAGUAGUUCAUUAUCCAAUGGUGCCCUCGUCCUCUCUAACAUGCUUCAAAGUGCAUAAGAUUGUUGUGCUGGGUACUUUCAGUUCCUGGUAAUGUCAUGGUAGCAUUUCCCAUUUCUGUCCUGGUAUAAUGUAUAACAAUAGAUUUUGUUGAAGUGUAAUUCUAUAAAGAAAUAAAAAUAUUUGAGAUGUAUCGUCACUAAUUUUCUCUAGUACACUAAAAUAGACUGUUAAUGGACUCACCAUUAGAAUUUUAUUAUUUAUGUGCACAAACAGGGUUUUGAGAAUUGUUUCAAAGCAUCAGAUGUUGAUAAAUAUAUGAUAGUAAAAGGGUUCCUUCCUGAGGCGUUUGGGAAACAUCUAGGUUAGAAAGGUUUAGAGGUGCAUUUAUUUCAUCUGAUAGUUAGUGAGAUUGAUUUAUGCAUGAUGCCACAGCUUCCAUAUGCCUGGCAGCAGAGUAUUUUCUCCAUCCUGAUGGGUAGGACUUUUCCACACAAUUUUUACAAAUGGGUGUUUUAUAUUUAAUUGAAACUUUUCCUGGCAACUGGUAAAGUGUGUUUAUUAUAACUGUUGAACUGGGAAAACUUGAGAACACACUGGGGAUUUUACCUGUAUAUCACUGUCUGUCUCUGUUGGACUUUCUUCUCUUUUGCAUCCUUAUCCUGAAAAAGUAAAAUCACAACUCUCAA